Messenger RNA from Knipowitschia caucasica, 3126 nucleotides. The record is from the annotation of a GenBank genome assembly. NCBI's taxonomy places the organism in Eukaryota, Metazoa, Chordata, Actinopteri, Gobiiformes, Gobiidae.
AUGGACAAAGUGCUGUGUCAAAGUCACGGAGCUGUGUGCAUGCUUAAAACGGGCGUCAAGGACGGGCCGAACAAAGGCAAAAGCUUUUAUGUGUGUGUUGACAAGGCGGGCUGUGGCUUCAGCCAACCAGCCAGCCUCCCUCCAUCACAUUGCCUCCAGCAUGAAGACUCCACCGUAGAGCUCCAGGCCCUGACCUACAGCCAGCAGCAGAAGACCUACAGGUUGUUCUACCGCUGCAUUGUGGGUAAAAAAGCUGGACAGAAGUGGUGUGGAAAUGUGCCAUGGACAAAUCAGCCCCACAAAGACCAGAGGAAUCCUUUAGCCGAGAGCCAGUUGCAGCCGUCUUGCGUGGCCCCUGUGCGGAACCCCUUCAAAGCCCCCGCCAGUGCCCAAGACUCUGCGUGGAGAAAGAUCCAGAGUGGAGACCCCAGGACCCAGGCCAAGGAGAACGAGAGGCUGGGGCUGCAGACCGGGUCCCAGCACAGAGUCCUCCCACCAGGCAUGAAAGUGAAGAAGUGCCAGAUCCCAGGGGAGGGGAGAGAGACCAGGGCUGAGGGGAAAGAGACCAGGGCUGAGGGGAAAGAGACCAGGGCUGAGGGGAAAGAGACCAAAGCCGAGGGAUCAAAGGACCAAAGCACAGACCGGGGGAAACUGACCAAAGCUGAGGUGGAUCAGGCUCUCAGCACAGUCCCUGCUAUCAUCCCUGCGCUUACUUCAUAUAGAGAGCGGCCGCAGGAGCCAGAGGAUGAGGACGAGGUGGUCCUGGUGUCAGUGCUGCCCCCUCCUCAAAAAGCCCCCAUACAGAAGGCCUUGACCACCUUUCCAGGCUUCCAGAAGGCCCCCAAACCUCCGUCAGGGGACUCCCAGGGACUCCGGAGCCUGCUCUCCUCUCAGCUUCAGCAGAAGAAGGCCACUCUGGCUGCAGUGAACCUGGGAGUCCUCCCUGAUAAAGGAGCUCGUUUAAAGACGCAGGUGAAGGAGCUGGAGGACGCUCUAGACGCCCUCUGUCUGACUGCCCCCUCUGAGCCAGGUCCUGAGCCUGGAGUUUCCAGUGUCACAGCCUGCGCUCCUCUGAAGCCAUGCAGUCGUCCUGGAGGAACAGUCCUGCUCCCUGCCCCGCCACAAACAGCUCAGCUCCAGAGCCAGGCCCAGGCCCAGGCCCAGGCACUGUACGGAGGCCGCAUGACGGAGGACCGGCUGCUGGCCGUGAAGAACGCCACCUGUGAGGCCAUAGAGCACAUGCACGCCUCUCUGGAGACCUGCCCCGGGGCGGACAGCGAGGCCCCUGAGCCCCCAGGCAUCAAGGUUCCUCUGAUGGCCCAUCAGAAGAGGGCUCUGGCCUGGCUACUCUGGAGGGAGGAGAAGAAUCCCUGUGGAGGUAUUCUGGCUGAUGACAUGGGUCUGGGCAAAACGCUGACCAUGAUCGCCCUCAUCCUGGCCAAGAAGAGCACACAGAGGGAGGCAGGGGCAGAGGCCUGGAUCUCCAAGAAAGACUCCAGCCUGGUCAGCUCCAGGGCCACUCUGAUCGUCUGCCCAGCCUCUCUGGUUCACCACUGGAAAAAGGAGGUGGAACGGCACGUGAGGCCUGGCAAGCUCUCAGUCUACCUGUACCAUGGGCCCAACCGUGAGAAGAAGGCCAAGAUACUGGCCGAGCAUGACGUGGUGGUCACUACAUAUGGCCUGGUGUCCAAGGAGAUGCCCCCCCCAAAGGACUGUGCAGAGGACGGGGGUGCAGGCGCUGAUGCGGGGCCAGUGGCCCGCCAUGCCAGCCCUCUGCUCAGAGUGUCCUGGGCCCGGAUCAUUCUGGAUGAAGCUCACAACAUCAAGAACCCCAAAGUGCAGACCUCUGUGGCCGUGUGUCAGCUGAGGGCAGGGGCCCGCUGGGCAGUGACUGGGACCCCCAUCCAGAACAACCUGCUGGACAUGUACUCCCUGCUCAAGUUCCUCCGCUGCUCUCCGUUUGAUGAGUUCAAACUGUGGAAAGCUCAAGUGGAUAACGGCUCCAAAAGAGGCCGAGAGAGGCUGAACAUCCUCACAAAGACCUUGCUGCUGCGGAGGACCAAGGACCAGCAGGACGCCACUGGAAAGCCCUUGGUGUCCCUCCCACAGCGCUGCUGUCAGCUGCACCAGCUCACUCUGUCUGAAGACGAGCAGGCUGUGUACGAUGUGCUCUUUGCUCAGUCCAGAUCCACUCUGCAGAACUACCUGCAGAGACACGAAGGCCAGAAGCUGGACAAGGGCAGCGCCGCCAACCCCUUUGACAAAGUGGCUCAGGAGUUUGGGAUGUCCCAGCCUGAGGCGUCUCAGUCCCUGUCCCAGUCCCUGUCCUCGUCUCAGACCAAGCAGGCAUCCAGCACGGUCCACAUCCUGUCCCUGCUGCUGCGGUUGCGGCAGUGCUGCUGCCACCUGUCUCUGCUCCGGAAGACCCUCCAGGCCUCUGAGCUCCAGGGAGACGGGGUGGUCCUGUCUCUGGAGGAGCAGCUCUGUGCUCUCUCUUUGAGCUCCAGCCCAGACCCAGCUCCAGCAGAACCCAACCCUGAACACACGGUGUCUCUGAAUGGAACGCGCUUCCACCCCCAGCUGUUUGAGGACAGUAGGGAAAGCACCAAGAUGUCUGCUAUUGUCUCUGAGCUGAUGGCCAUCAGGCAGCGAGGGCCCGAUCACAAAAGUGUGAUCGUGUCCCAGUGGACCAGCAUGCUCCACAUUGUGGCUGUGCAUCUGCAGCAGAUGGACCUGAGCUUUGCGGUCAUCGACGGGACUGUGCUCCCCAAGAAGAGGAUGGACCUGGUGGAGGACUUCAACACUAACCCCCACGGCCCUCAGGUGAUGCUGGUGUCUCUCUGCGCUGGUGGAGUGGGGCUGAACCUGGUUGGAGGAAACCACCUGUUCCUCAUGGACCUGCACUGGAACCCGGCUCUGGAGGACCAGGCCUGUGACCGCAUCUACCGCGUGGGCCAGAGGAAAGACGUCACUAUUCACAGGUUUGUGUGUGUAGGCACUGUGGAGGAGAAGAUCUCCACUCUUCAGGCCAAGAAGAAGGAACUGGCCCAGAACGUCCUGUCGGGGACCGGGAGCACCCAGUCCAAGCUCUCCCUCGCCGACCUGCGAGUCAUCUUUGGAGUGUAG